AUGCCAGGGGCAGAUUUCCCUGGCACAGCAGGAGCAGCACCAGCACAGAGCAGGAUUUCAGAUCAGUUUUGCCUGGCACAGCACAGAGCAGGAUUUCCUCAGCACAGUCUGAGCAGCACCAGCACAGAGCACAGAGCAGGAUGCCAGAGCUGGAUUCUUCUGGCAGAGCAGGAGCAGCACCAGCACAGAGCAGAGCAGGAUAUUAGGGGCAGAUUUCCCUGGCACAGCCAGAGCAGGAUUUCAAGCACAGAGCAGCAUUUCAGAUCAGUGUUCCCUGGCACAGCAGGAGCAGCAGCAGCACAGCACAGCAGCAUGGAACACUGGCAUGGUGCAGAUCACCAGGACAGCACCAGAGCCAGUUUUCCCUGGCACAGCAGGAGCAGCAGUGGCACAGAGCAGAGCAGGAUUUCAGAUCAGUUUUCCCUGGCACAGCAGGAGCAGCACCAGCACAGAGCAGGGUGCCAGGGGCAGAUUCCUCUGGCAGAGCAGGAGCAGCAGGAGGAGAGCUGGCACAAACCCUGGCACAGGGCAGCACAGGCCAGGGUGCUUCAGACAGAUGCCUGUGCCACAGUAGGGGCAGGAUUUCAAGCACAGAGCAGGAUUUCAAGCACAAAGCAGGAUUCCAAGCACAGAGCAGGAUUUCAGAGCCAGUUUUUCCUGGCACAGCAGGAGCAGGAUUUCAAGCACAGAGCAGGAUUUCAGAUCAACUCUCCCUGCACAGCACAGAGCACCAACAGGAUGCCAGGGACAGUUUUCCCUGGCAGAGCAGGAGCAGCACCAGCACAGAGCAGGACUUCAGUGCCAGUUUCCUAUGGCACAGAGCAGAGCAGGAUGCCAGAUCAGUUUUGCCUGGCACAGCAGGAGCAGCACUGGCACAGAGCAGAGCAGGAUUUCAAGCACAGAGCAGGAUUUUGGAUCAGCUCUCCUGGCACAGAGCAGAGCAGGAUUUUAGACCACAAAGCAGGAUUUCAAGCACAGAGCAGGAUUUCAGAUCAGCUCUCCCUGGCACAGCAGGAGCAGCAGGAGCAGCAGUGGCACAGCACAGAACAGGAUUUCACAGAGCAGAGCAGGAUUUCAGAUCAGUUUUCCUUGGCACAACACAGAGCAGGAUUUCAGAGCACAGACUUUUGCCUGGCACAGCAGGAGCAGCACUGGCACAGAGCAGGGUUUCAGAGCAGUUUUGUCUGA
This is a messenger RNA of Oenanthe melanoleuca, 1188 nucleotides long. RefSeq lists its product as uncharacterized. The record is from RefSeq and is a predicted model, not a curated record. NCBI's taxonomy places the organism in Eukaryota, Metazoa, Chordata, Aves, Passeriformes, Muscicapidae. Bases 1 to 1188 code for a protein of 395 amino acids. The transcript has 2 exons.